UGGGCGGGGCCCCGCGUCCCCUCACGGCGUCUCCCCGCGGGGACGAGGAGUAAGAGGCACCAGUAACACGUUAAAGAGUAUUUUUACAUGGUACCUUAACUCAGCGUGCUAGCGCAACGGGAUUACAGCUGUAACUCAGCAGGGCGUUUGCUGCCUGCUGCUCACGGUGUUGGUGUGGCUGUGCCCGGUGGGGUGGCCGAGGCGCCGCGUUUGCGGACGGGAUCGGUGACGCCGCGGGAGGGAGGGAGGCGCGGGCGGGUGCCCGGGCGCCCUGGGAUCAGCGCGAGCCCCUCUCCCCUCGGCCGCCGGGAUUGGAUUAGCGUGCGGAUGAGGACUAAGCUCAUUUCCCUCCGGCCCUGCCCGUGGGCGGCCGCCCGGCCCAGCUCCGGGGAUGCUGCAGCAUGGGGGACGGCGGCCUUGAGAGGAGCUGCGGGAAGCCCUCCCUCGAGCUGCUGGAGGCGGGGGGCAUCGGCCUGCACGCCCUCUUCCUGCUGCUCAUGUCCCGCCGGCCGCAGGCCCCGGGCUCCGUCCUGCCGCCCCUGCGGGUGCCGGGAGCCUCACCGAGCCGGGGGGCCGCCCGCGGGGGGCUGGAGCAGCCGCCCGAGCAGGGCAGCAGCUCCCUGGGGAACCUGGCGCGGUCGCUGCAGAAGGCGGAGGCGGCGCUGCGGGGCUGCGUGAGCCCCGGGCUGCGGCGCCUGCUGCCGCCGCGCCCCAACGAGCGCCCCGGCGAGCGCCCCGACGGCAGCGACGACGAGGACCUGGCGCGGGUGGAGCGGAGCUUCCCGGGGCUGCUCCGGGGCGUCUGCGUCUGGGAGAAUCCCCGCACCGAGACCUUCCAGGGCCGCGUGCGGCCCCCGCCCGGCGAGGCGGCACCCGCGCCCUUCUCCUACCACCCCGUGCACCCGCGCGUGGCCCGGCGCUGCGCCGCCCUGCACGCCCUGCUGCGGCACCGCCACCACCUCCGCCUCGCCCGCGACUACUGCCGCCGCCUCCAGGCCGCCUCCGACUUCGUCCGCCGGCUGCUGCUGGUCGCGGAGGAGCCGGGCGGGGAGCCGGGGGCGGCGCGGGCGCUGCGGGCGCUCUGCGAGGAGCUGCGGGUGCACGCCGGCCACUGGAGCGCCCUGCAGCGACGGCUGCGCGGCGACGCGUGGCUGCGGCCGCUGCUGCUGCGGGGGCACGAGGCGGUGCCGCGCAUGCGGCGGGCGCUGGGGCUGCUGGCGCUGCAGGCCGCGCGCCUGGUGGAGGGCCGCGCCGAGGCCUCGCUGCGGGGCCUGGCCCGCGCCCCGGCCCCCCCGGCGCUUCUCGCCGACCUCUUCCGAGGCCUGGAGAUCUACAACGGCGUGGUGGCCGAGCUGGCCCCGGAGCUGGGCCCCGGCGCAGGGAACGCGGGGGCUGCCGGUGCCCCCCGGGCCUUCCCCGUGGGGCGGGUGCUGGCGAUCCUGGCUGCCGAGCGGGGCUGCCUGGCCGCCGAGCGGCUCCACCGGCUCCUGCAGCGCCAGGACGGGGCCGACGGGCCCGAGCACGUCCGUUGGGAAGAUGCCGCGGUGCCUUGGCCUCCGGAGCGGCGCUCCGCCGACGCGGGACCCGCGGGGCGGGGGGAGCCGGCGGGGCUCCCCGCGGAGCUGCAGGCGCUGUGCCGGGAGGACGCGGCGCUCAUGAGCCUCGUCCUGGGGGUGCUGGUGGCCUCCACCGACAGCCUCUGCCACCACGUGCUGCACCGGCCCCCGCCGGAGACGGUGACAACGGCGGAGCGCCCCGAGGCCCCGGUGCUGCCGGUCUCCGGCCCUGGCGGUGCCCCGCGGCCCGGCUCUGCCGGCUGGAAGGCGGCGCGGUGGCUGGACACGUGCGACGCGGAGGCGGCCGAGGCCCUGCGCACCCAGUACUCCCCGCUGUACUGGGGGGCGGCGGGCGCCGCGCUGGGCCAUCGCCUGGAGGGGCCGCGGGCCGGGCGGCUGCCGUGUGGGGCCGGCACGGCCCUGGCGCUGGCGCGGGAGCUGGGCCAGGCGCUGGCACAGGCCCCGCUGCCGCCGGCGUGCGAGGAGGAGCUGCGGCGGCUCUGCCUGCGCCUGCUCUGCUGGGCCGGCUGCCUGAGCUGGGACCCAGGCUUCGCCCGGGCCCUGGGCUCGGGGCUCUCGGACAAGUGCUGCGCGGAGCCGGGGCGGGCGGGAGGCGCGGCGCAGAGCCGGACGGCGCGGCAGCUGCAGCAGCUCUUCCCCGCGCUGGCCUUCGCCCUGCGGUGCCUGGAGCCGCGCGCCGGCGCGCCGGCGGGCGGCCCCCCCGGCCCCCCCGGGCUGCGCCUGCAGCUGCUGGGCUGCUGCCUGGCCACGGCGCAGGCCGCCGGCUCCUGGCUCAGGGGCAAAGCCCACCAGUACCUGGCGUCCUGGUCCCUGCGGCCCUUCCUGCUCGUCACCCAGGGAGACCUGCAGCUGCUGAAGGCCGAGACGGACAGGCUGGCGGUGCUGGUGGACGCGGCCUUCCCCGAGGCGGAGGACGGCACCGAGCCGCUGCCCUCGGCCCUGCUCUGCCACCAGGAGCGGUGGCUCUGCCAGCAGAUCCGCGCGGCGGCUGCCGGCAUCCAGCUCUUCUCGGAGGACGUGCUGAGGAGCUUCUCCAGCAGCUGCAAGCGGAUGUCGGCGGAGAUCUUCGACCAGACCAUGCCGCUGGGCAAGCACUGGCGGCUCGGCCUCCGCCCCGAGCUGCCCAGCUGCCCCAGCGAGUACGCGGCCGCCGCGGCGCAGACGGUGCUGGGCCAGGUGCUGCAGGGCGCCCAGCUGCUGCCGCGCGACGCCCAGGCGCCCACGCUGGCCCGCGUCACCACGGCCUUCGCGGAGGCCUGGAUGGACCACAUCCUCGCCCGGAAGAUCAAGUUCAGCCUGCAGGGCGCCCUGCAGCUGAGGCAGGACUUCGGGCUGCUGCGGGAGCUGGUGCAGUCGGAGCGCUACGGCCUGGCGCCCGAGAGCCGGCGGGCGCUGCUCUCCCUGCGCGUCUUCCAGCAGAUGGACGGCGCCAUCCUCUGCCUGCUGCAGCAGCCCCGCGGCAGCUCCUGCCUGUCCCGCCCCGGCUGGCAGGCGCUGCGCCGCUGCUGCUCGACCGACGGCGUCCGCGCGCCAGAGCCGGAGCCGGGCCCCGGCGGCCUGCACAGCCUGGAGAGCCUGGAGGCAGCGGCGGCGGCGGGGGGGACGGCGGCGGAGCGGCCCGGGGGGCACCGGGGGGGCGUCCCCGAGCCCUACCUGAGCGGCAGCCAGCAGCAGUGGCUGGCGCUGCGCCUGCACGGCCCGCGGCGCUGGCGUGUGCCCGGGCUGCCCUGCGCGGCCCGCGGCCCCCAGCCCUGAGCCCCCCCGGGGCGGUGGCAAUAAAGCGGCUGCAGCA
This is a messenger RNA of Dromaius novaehollandiae (emu), 3369 nucleotides long. RefSeq names its product coiled-coil domain containing 142 (gene CCDC142). The coding region runs from base 402 to 3332 and encodes 976 amino acids. Lineage: Eukaryota; Metazoa; Chordata; Aves; Casuariiformes; Dromaiidae. The transcript is spliced from 11 exons. The record is from RefSeq and is a predicted model, not a curated record.